This is a messenger RNA of Bacidia gigantensis, 2457 nucleotides long. RefSeq lists its product as uncharacterized. Bases 1 to 2457 code for a protein of 818 amino acids. Lineage: Eukaryota; Fungi; Ascomycota; Lecanoromycetes; Lecanorales; Ramalinaceae. The transcript has 2 exons. Gene Ontology annotation, biological process: DNA damage checkpoint signaling. The record is from RefSeq and is a predicted model, not a curated record.
AUGGACGGCCAGGUCGGCGAAGAAGAUUCAUAUUCAGAUGACGACCUAGACGCCCUUCCUAAUAAUGCAUUUCAGUCCCUCGAGCAAGACGCAUUUGUAAAUACACAACGUGCAGUGCCUCCUCCAAGGCUGCCGGUGUACAAAUCCCACAGACCAAAUCCUGCGGCAUUGGCUGGUGGGUUUGGGAGACUUUCUGUACGGCCGGACGCAAACACAACCUGGCAACAGAAUGGUUUGCAUGGACCAUCCUCUGAUUAUGGAGACUUUGACGAUGAGAUGCUCGAUGGAGAAAUUUUUGACGCAAAUGAGCAACCAAGUCUAGCUGCUGCGAUCCAGCAGAAUUUGCAGAAUUGUGAAGCUCCUGGUGAAAGCACGCAAAGAGAAAUUUGGCGGCAGCAGCGCUAUGCACGGUCUGAACCAGUAGUGCCCACUAGAGCCCAGGAACGAUCUAGGGCCUUUGAGUCUCACGUGCCCUCUAUCUUGCCCGAUCAGAGAGGAGCAGUAUCUCAAACUCAAGCAGUCAAUGGCCAUCGUCCCAUUCAAAGCAGUGGCGGUGGGGCUAAUCUACAAGCGCAGGUAGACCUUGUCAGUAAUCCGCUCAGUUGUAAAUUGACCCUUGCUCAUCUAUUGGAGAUUCAGACCGCGAAAGACAACACUUAUGCAAAGUUCGGAGAGAUUGCUAUUGUCCGCGCAAACGCAUCUAAGAUCGAGAAAGAGUACGAAAAUAGGGCGAAAGCAAUGCAAAAGGAUCACAGCGAUGAAGUCACGAGACAAAGGCUUGAGCUGGAGAAAGCGAAGGCAGAAUUGCAGAAGAUUGCUACUGAGAAAGACUUUCUUGAAAAUGAUCUGGCGGAAGGUACGAAGCAGGUUCGCAAUCUCCAACAGGCCAUGAAGAACGCAGACAAAUCAGUCGAUGUUAAAACCACGACCCCCAAAAAGCAACGGAGUGGUUUAGGUGAUGGUUUUGAUGACGGCGAAAUACAGCCUCUCUCCCCUUCCAAGCUCGCUCUCAGGGCUAAAGUCGGGACUCCUAAAGCAGGAUCCAAAAGGAAGAGAAAACCACCUGGGGACAGUCCCACUAAACAGUCCCUAGAGCUUGAUCGGCCUCUAGGAAAUGACUCUUCCGGAGAUAGAGGGCCAGCGCUUCAGAAAACUCCGUCUGAGCCAACUCCUCAAGCACCUAUACGUCAAGACCAGGAUCUGACGUUUCUCCAGAGAUUUCUUGACCAUCACCUGACAGGGUUCCAGGAGAGAACCAUUGAGACUCUAGCGAGGUACAAAUUUCCGUCACAGCCGAGCAUGGCUCUUUCCACUUUGCUUCUAGAUAAGCUUUCUCCCUUGCACAUGUCGCCAAACACUACCAACUUGCCUUCAGCAAUUGCUCUCGAAGUCAUCUCGCUCUUGGCCCAAUGCAUUCAGGAGAAGUAUCAUGAUCCUAUUCGCCUUCUUGUCGACCAAGUCAUGUUCAUUCUCAUGAUCAAACCCUUCAAAAUAGCACCUGACCUAACAAACAGCCUCAUGUCGCUGCUCCAGGAAAUCGCCGACGUAGUCAUCAUCCCUCGUUGCCAAAAGAAGUCUCCUCGCCCUGAUCGUGCCCAGAUAUCCUCCACCGACUGCCUCGAAACAAUGCGCCUAAUGGCUACUCAAGUCUCGCCCUACAGGGAGGAGUCUACCCGAUUCUGGCGCACCAUCCGAUUCGACUUCGUAAUGAUGCUUCUCAGUUUCAUCCACCCAAUCCACGAGCUCCACCUAACACUACGUAUCCUGCAUACUUCAAUUCUUGCGAACAGCUUCGCCAUGAUAAUCCCACCUGGUGACGGAAAACAAGACGCCACCGAAUCCCGCGUCCUUGAAAACCUCUCCCGCUUGCUGGUUGAACCACCCCGCCCCACUCAAGGCGAGCCUCUCCUGACAGGGCUCGAGCUUGCUGGUCUCCGUCUCUCAAUUCUAGAUCUUGUGCAGGAGAUGGCUGCUAACGAUUACGCGGUACUUGCAAUCUGCCGGCAUAAGCUUCUGAUCGGCCGCCUCGUGCGCUUGAUGAAUGAUAGCCUAGCGCAUGCAUACGAUUACACCGCUGCGCACAGUUUACUCAUAGCUUUGGUCAAUCAAGCAACCCGUCUCCUCUUCUACUUCAUGCAGAACUACACUGAGCAUUUCAAUAUUGCGGAGAAGCUCAGCGUAAUUCCUGGUGGCGAGAAAAAAUUCUUGAUUGUGUUGACAAGGCUCGCAUUUAGUGAGGGUUUGUUUCUUGAGGAGGGAAUCGAGGAUGAUGUUAUGGAUAUCGCGCAAAGAAUGUUGGAGGAGCGGGUCAGUCCUGAGGAAGCAGAGGGGCUGAUGGGCGUGAUGAGUACCGCCCCUAGUACAAGGGCGACUACUACGAGGAGGGCAAGCAUAAAUGAAGUGGAGGAAGGGGUGCCGGAAGAGGGUGGAGAUGAGGAAAAUAAAGAUAAAGCGUAA